AUGGCCACCGAACGGACUUCUUGGACAAGUUUGUCCACUAUUCAGAAAAUAGCACUGGGCCUUGGGAUCCCAGCCAGUGCAACAGUUGCCUAUAUCCUAUAUCGCAGAUAUAGGGAAAGCAGAGAGGAGCGACUGACAUUUGUUGGGGAGGAUGACAUCGAGAUAGAGAUGCGAGUUCCCCAGGAGGCUGUGAAGCUCAUCAUUGGCCGGCAAGGAGCCAAUAUUAAACAGCUACGAAAACAGACAGGUGCUCGGAUCGAUGUGGACACGGAGGAUAUAGGAGAUGAGCGGGUCCUGCUUAUCAGUGGUUUUCCUGUUCAGGUGUGCAAGGCCAAAGCAGCAAUUCAUCAGAUCCUGACAGAGAAUACCCCAGUGUCUGAGCAGCUCUCAGUACCCCAGAGAUCUGUGGGCAGAAUCAUAGGGAGAGGUGGCGAGACAAUUCGUUCUAUCUGUAAGGCCUCGGGAGCCAAAAUAACCUGUGACAAAGAAUCGGAGGGGACACUGCUACUAUCAAGACUUAUAAAAAUCUCAGGAACACAGAAGGAAGUGGCAGCAGCCAAGCAUUUGAUACUAGAGAAAGUUUCAGAAGAUGAAGAACUUAGAAAGAGAAUUGCUCAUUCUGCAGAAACCAGAGUUCCACGCAAGCAGCCAAUCAGUGUAAGGAGAGAGGAAGUGAGAGCACCAGGUGGCGCUGGAGAGCCAGCUUUAUGGAAAAACACUGGUCCUAGCCUGCAGCAGCCUGCGCCUCUGGCAGUUCCUCCUCACAAAGGAGGCGGUGACUUGGCUGUUGUAGGACCAGAAGAAAGUUCCUGGGAGAAAAAUAAUGAUGACAGCUUUCAGAUGUCUGGAGCUCAGACCAGUUCCGAGAUGUCCAUGUUUGAAAUCCCCAGUCCAGACUUCAGUUUCCAUGCUGAUGAAUUCCUAGAAGUCUAUGUCUCUGCCUCUGAACAUCCUAAUCACUUCUGGAUCCAAAUCAUUGGCUCUCGGAGCCUGCAAUUGGAUAAGCUCAUCAGUGAGAUGACCCAGCACUAUGAAAACAGUCUGCCUGAAGACUUGACUGUGCAUGUAGGAGACAUUGUCGCAGCACCUUUACCUACAAAUGGUUCCUGGUAUCGAGCCCAGGUCCUUGGCACCUUGGAGAAUGGGAACCUGGACCUCUACUUCGUUGACUUUGGAGAUAAUGGAGAUUGCCCGCUGAGGGACCUCAGGGUGCUCAGGAGUGACUUCCUAAGCCUUCCAUUUCAAGCAAUAGAGUGUAGUCUGGCACGGAUCGCCCCUUCAGGUGAACAAUGGGAAGAGGAAGCUUUGGAUGAGUUUGACAGACUCACUCACUGUGCUAACUGGAAGCCCUUGGUGGCCAAGAUCUCUAGCUACGUCCAGUCUGGGGUCUCAACUUGGCCCCAGAUCUAUUUAUAUGAUACUAGCAAUGGAAAGAAACUUGAUAUUGGGUUAGAAUUAGUUCGUAAAGGAUAUGCAGUUGAGCUUCCCGAGGACAUGGAAGAAAACGGAGCUAUCCCAGUGAUGCUGCAUAAAGUGGCCACAGAAACAGAUGUCUCUCUCAGCAGCAUGCUUACCGAGACCAAGAAGAGCCCUGGAGAGAUGGCAAAUACCCUCUCCUGCCUCAGUUUAUCAGAAGCUGCCUCUAUAUCUGGUGAUGAUAACCUCGAAGAUGACUAAUUACUCUGAAGUCAGCUUCAGCUGUCUCAGCCAGCUGCUUUGCUGAUUUGGCAUAAGAUUCGGUGCCUGGAGAGAAGAGCCCAUGAUAAGAGAUCUGUCCCAUCCAUUGUAUACCUGAUCUGGCUUGCUAUGAACCAAGUGCAAUUUGUCCUUCCACAGGAUGACCAGAAAGCAUGUGGGGUGGAGGGAGACAAACUCGUGCCCCAACUCCACCACCACCACCACCUCCCCUCCUUCCAGUGCUUGAGUACUGCUGUAGGCUCAGAAUCCAGCUCACUGCCCUCUGCCAGUCACAGUGCACCCUCCUGCUAGGCUGUAUCCCUUUUGAGGCUGGGAAAUGGCCAGGCUUUGGUUAUUAGAAAUGAUAAUUCUGCAGACUUCAGACUCACCUCAUCAGGUGACUCUGGUUAACAGGAGUUUUUUGAGUGGUGAACUCAAAAGACUGCAGUUGAAGAAGGAGGCCAAGGCAAAAAUCAGCAUAGUUAUAUUAAAAAAGCUUCAGGAAGUGGGAAGAGAAUACUGCCUCCCAGCCUCAACUGCAGAUGUUAUUGAAGACAAGUUUUUGAAACAGUGCUCCUGUAAACUUUGGUUGAAAUACAAGUAGACAAGGAGAGAGGCAACUCAGGAAAUAUUCUAAAUUUCUAGUAUAGUAUCUAUAAUGUGUGUACACACACAGCCAUAGAGAGAACAUAUGUAGCUGCUUAAAUCAUUUGGGGAUUUGCUGAAUAAAGUUCUCGAGAAAAUUA
This is a messenger RNA of Phacochoerus africanus (Common warthog), 2423 nucleotides long. It is a transcript of the gene TDRKH, whose product is annotated as tudor and KH domain containing. Gene Ontology annotation, biological process: spermatogenesis. Gene Ontology annotation, molecular function: RNA binding. Lineage: Eukaryota; Metazoa; Chordata; Mammalia; Artiodactyla; Suidae. The record is from RefSeq and is a predicted model, not a curated record.